This is a messenger RNA of Chara braunii, 689 nucleotides long. Lineage: Eukaryota; Viridiplantae; Streptophyta; Charophyceae; Charales; Characeae. The record is from the annotation of a GenBank genome assembly.
GUAAUCGCAGUCAGAUGCAUUUACAAAAGAGAUAAGAGUGAGUAUCCCGUAAGAAGAGGAAGUGGUGAUGGUCGCGGAAUGGAGCAUCAGCGGAAUGAGGAGGAGGAGGAGGAGGAGGAGGAGGAGGAGGAAGAGCAGGAGGAGAAAGAGGAGGAAGAGGAGGGGGAAGCGGAGGAAGAGCACGUGGAAGAAGAAGACGAGGACAAGAUGGUGGGGAAAAAGAGGAGGAGGAAGAGGAGCCGAGGUGGAAGAGAAGGAGGAGGUGGGGGAGGGGGAGGAGGAGGAGGAGGAGGCUGUAGAGGAAGAGGCGGAAGAGGAGGAGGCGGAGAAGGGGGGGAAGAGGAGGAAGAGGAGGAGCAUGAAGUGGGAGAGGCGAGUGACGAAGAGGAGGAAGGCGAGGAGAAAGACGAGGAAGAGGAGGAGGAGGAGGUGAUGGAGGAGAAAGAGGAGGCGGCGGAAAGUAGGAGAAGCGAAGAUUGUGAUGGUCACUGGCUAUACAUAACCAUCGGGUUUGCGGUGAUGGGAGGAGGAGGAGGACACGUGGCCGUCGCGAUCGCGACAACCGAUCUCGGGAGGAGGAGGACACGUGGCCGAUAUAGCGGAAAAAUAAGAAGAACAAGAUGAGCAAAUGCCGAUAUCCGAUCUGUGGGAGGAGGAGGACACGUGGCCGUCGCGAUCGCGACAACCUG